Messenger RNA from Gongylonema pulchrum, 639 nucleotides. NCBI's taxonomy places the organism in Eukaryota, Metazoa, Nematoda, Chromadorea, Rhabditida, Gongylonematidae. The record is from the annotation of a GenBank genome assembly.
AUGACUCCAUUCAAAAAGGAGCUGAAAAAGGCAGACUCUGUAGAUGAGCAACAAAUCAAUGACAAUGUGUUGGCAGCAUGCAAUGAGUUCGAUGUUGUGAAGUGUAUCUCAUGUCUUUCAACCUGCGUAUUUCCCGACAAAACAACUUAUCCUAUCGAUGAGACUAUGAGAAAUUAUCGAAAACUGGUUUCGCAGGUACACAAUGGACCCCCUCAUACUAGCAAUUUCGGUUAUUCGUAUGCAAAAAGAAUGAUCGAUGUGCUGAACAAAGGCUAUGCCCAGGAAUUCGGACGGAAGUAUACAUCGGUAAUACCGUGCAAUGUAUUUGGGCCGCAUGAUAACUAUAAUCUGAACGAUGGGCACGUUAUUCCAGCGCUGAUUCAUAAAACUUACAUUGCUAAACGCGACGGGAAGCCGCUGGAGGUGUACGGCAGUGGUACACCGUUACGGCAGUUUAUUUAUUCUUUGGAUUUAGCGCGCCUGUUUGUUUGGGUUGUUCGAACAUACGAGGAAGUUGAUCCAAUCAUUCUGUCUGUGGGCGAAGAGGAUGAAGUUUCAAUCACAGAUGCUGUUAAUGCCAUUGUAAAAGCCUUCGAUUUUAAGGUAGAUUUUUGUCUUUUUGGAGGAAAAAAGACUUUC